Messenger RNA from Drosophila nasuta, 3078 nucleotides. Its product is annotated as protein deadlock-like. The coding region runs from base 658 to 2775 and encodes 705 amino acids. Lineage: Eukaryota; Metazoa; Arthropoda; Insecta; Diptera; Drosophilidae. The transcript is spliced from 3 exons. The record is from RefSeq and is a predicted model, not a curated record.
AUAAAAUUAACUUUCGACCAUCUCUAAUUGUCAUCUUCCUUUUCUCAUUUUCGAACGCCAACGUGACAUUAAAAUUAAACUAUAUUUAUCAAUAACGAUGCGUAAACGUGACAUUAUUCGCCUUUGGAAUCAGGUUGUGGACCAAACGGGCAUCGACAAAUACACGGACAGACAGUGGCAGGAAAUUUACGAAGAAUUCCUGAAUUCCAUGUACGAUAACAAUGAACCCUAUAUAAGUGUUCAAAGUGUGGAAAAGUUAGUGGAUGAGCUUGAGGAGAAUAUGGAAAUUUCAAAAAGUUUGAAUACAAGCUCCGAUAUAGAUGAUGAACCGCUGUCGGCAUUAAAAAAAUCGUCUGAAAGAUAAAAUCAAAGUGGAACCAAUAAUUCCGUUAAGAAGAUCCACGCGACGAUGUGUGGUUGACAAUAAUAAUUUUAAUCAGCAGUUGGCGGAUAUUAAAUUUAAAUCGAAGCAGCGGCAGAUGCAUUUGAAAACAGAGAUGGCAAAGCACAAGGAUAAUGGCGAUCUUUUAAUGUUAGGCACGAGCCCCAAACAGGAAAAGGCUCAAACAAAAAAAAUCAACAAACAAUAACGCAACUAAAAAUAAGCGAAUAAACUCUGUAAACUUGACAGAACAAAACGAAGCAACUGCAAAACGAAUGCGCACACAAACUAAGCUCACAAUUGAAAAAGGGGACCAUAAGAUUGAUAAAAAUGAGAAACAACAAGUGCCUGGCAAAUCUAAUUUAGACAAAUUAAAGUCUAAGCCGCCUCGAAUUAGGCGAGCGAAAUCAGUUGAGUGCAUAGCAAAUCAGUUUUUUUUGUUACCACAGAUAAUGGCACCGACUGCUCACAUGCCACCCUCAGCCAACAAUACUUCAAGCACAGAAGAAGCUGUAACUCUAGAAGUUGUUGAAGCGGAAGAUCUCAGUAGUCUAAUGAUAGUGACAGAGAAAGACAGCGAAAAAAAAGAACCUGUUAAUGUUGACAAAAAUGCUGACCAAGAAAAUGUUGAUUUCAAUCAAUUGGAGGCAGCUACAAACAGCUUAGCAACGAACUUUAAUUUAUUAGAACAGAAUACAAUGUUAGACGAUGAGCUUAACUUAACACAGGAAUCCAUAGAAAUAUUGCAGAAUAAUAUCCACUCAAUGGAAAUAAGUCGAACGAUGCUACAAAAUGAUCUAUAUUUGUCCUCGGAGACAGGAUCAGAAAAUGCAUCGAUAGAACAUGAUCCCAACUUGACAAACUUAGCAGAUAAUAUUGCUUUGGUCGAGCAAGACAAUCUUAAAACGACAAUACAACAGAAUAAGAAUAAUGACAAAACUCCCUUAGAGCAGGACGCGUUAUUGCAAGAUGAGCUUAAUUUCGAAAUCGACUCGGACGAUGUCCUUUUAUUGAGCUCUUCCUGGGAUGGCGGCAUGGACGACAAUGAUGAGCGAAAUUCAAUUGUGAAUGAAAUGGAUAGGAAUGAAUCAGAUAUUGCUGCUUCAAUUGUUGACUCUAUGAGUCCAUUGACAGCACUUACUACGGCUGCUGUCAGUCCAGAAGCUACAGCUCAUCCUGCAACUAAUGCUGUAGAAACCAACAUAUCACUUAAUGACUUGCGCAGCUUUCGUAUUCCCAAGAAAACGAAUAAUCCAAAGUUGCAGCUUGAGACGCUGCAGGAACCACAUAAUCAGGCGUUGGUGAAUGGAGAGCAGCAACAACGAGAGUCCGAGGAAGCGAGGCAACAGCCUGCUAACAACAUCGAGCACAAGCAGCAACAUCGAGUCGUUAAUGGCAGACAGCAACAAAAAGAGUCUUUAGUAAAUGACAAUCGCCAGCUGCCCAGAUGCAAUGCUCAGAAAGAACCGUUCUUCAAUGGCAAUCCACACCAGCCCACGAUAGCUAAUUUGCAGCGGCAAAAGCCUCUGAAGCCAGAAACACAGAUAUGCAGGCCGAUACGAGCAGCAGUUCCGGAUGCAGUUCCCAUCUUUGUACCACCUUAUCAAAGGUCUGAGCAGCCAGCAGCGUCAAGCAGCGUGUCCAGCACUUUUACCAUCUACAGGGGCAUGGGACGCAACAGCGCCGCGUUUGACAUCAAAUGCUGGAAAUAUUUGGAUGGUUCCUGCGCCAAUCCCAACUGCAAUCAUCAACUCAGCGAGAUUGGUGAUGUCAGGCGUCGUCUGAACUCCAUGACCAAUAAACAACUUAUUGACUGCUAUAACUUCAUAUUGCGCCAUAGGCUUCUAUUUCAAAAGUAUUUCGCUUUGUUUGCCACAAUCUUUGGCAGUCGUCAGUUGCGCAACUAUAUGCUCAGGAUGAUUAACGAUUGUUGUUUGUAUAUGGAGUUGUGUGCACCAUUUAUAGUCGAUAUCUACGAAACGCUGUUACGCUUUCAUAUGUCAUCACAGGUGACUGUCGCUCACCUAAUGAAAUAUCUGUGGCAACCAAAUGAAUUGCUGCAAUAUCCGCUGUUAAUCAACGAGUUGCUCAAAAUAUUGGCCAUUGAAUAUUGGCACAAUUAUAUGCCGCAAUUGGAGGAACUCUUUAAUACCCGUGCAUUUCCUAUUCCUCUGGAGUUCGGCAGUCGAAUUGCCGAGCUUGCUGUGACCCAGAAAAAUGAAAUGCUCAAGAAUAAUGUAUGUCAGCUGGUUCUUUUUACUCCUAUAGAGGGCUCGUACUCGACUGUGACAACGGUUGCUCAAAUCUUAUACAACGAUUGCGCAGAUCAGCCAAAUGCGCAACUGCAAUUGCUGCUGCUUGCAAUCCUGCGGUUUCAGUCAUCUCAUCAAUAGCAGCAACAAAUUCAUUCGCAACAGCAUCAAUAUCCCCAACAACAACAACAGCAACAUUAUUCGCCGUAUUCCAUUGAGCAUCAACGUUUUCGUGAUAAUCAACAGCAACAUCAAUAUUUUCGAGAUCGGCAACAGCGACCGCAACAUUCUCGUGAUCAGCAGCAGCAACACUUUAAGCGUCACCAAGAGCUUCGGCCACGCACCAAGAGCUGGGUGGACAAACCCUAACCCAGCAGUUACGAUCUUUCGUUUUAAAGCUAUCUGUUUUCAUCAAUUUAAUCACACACAAAUAAAACGAUAUAU